AUGGGGAUAUUUGUCAUAGCCCUUUUACAUGUGAUAGUUUAUCAGUGGAAGCCACCUCAAAAAGCAGGGCAAUUUAACUUUGCAAGAAAAAUUAAUGAGGCAUUGAAUGGAGGCAAUUUUGCACAACAAGACGACAGCUCAAGACAAAGCAGAAACAUGAAAUUUUACACAGCAUUUAAAUAUUGGGAACAACUUUCAAUGGCGACUAACAAUCUGAUCGCCCUCACGGCUUUAGCAAGCUACAGUGGGCACCAAGUUGUUGUACCUUUUGUAAAUGAUUCAAAGUUUUUUGGUUAUAAAAUGAGCAGUGAUGACACUCAAACACUAGCAUUGUACUACAAUCUGAGCGCAUUUAACAACACGCUUCGUUCACACGGAUACAGCACUUCUAGUGAGCUGGGAAACAUUUCAGAGUGUUUGCCGAGACAAGUUGGACUUACUGAUACAAUUUAG
This is a messenger RNA of Porites lobata, 453 nucleotides long. The record is from the annotation of a GenBank genome assembly. Lineage: Eukaryota; Metazoa; Cnidaria; Anthozoa; Scleractinia; Poritidae.